This is a messenger RNA of Cuscuta europaea, 941 nucleotides long. NCBI's taxonomy places the organism in Eukaryota, Viridiplantae, Streptophyta, Magnoliopsida, Solanales, Convolvulaceae. The record is from the annotation of a GenBank genome assembly.
AUUGUCAAUCCCCCUACACCUUUUCUUCUUAUCCUGAUCCCCCACAUCUCAAAUUAAAGUAGUCUUCUCCACCCAUUUCUUUCUUUUCUUAGUCUCAUGUUCUCAAAUUUUGAACUUAUCAAGAGGCUAGAGCUUUGCAUCAAUUAAUCAAGGUAUGUCAUCUUCUACCUUUCUCUGCUACCAUGGAUAUCAUUUCAUUUAAUUUCCUCUUCUACCUUUCCACAACUCUUCUGUCAUGGACGCUAUAUAUAUUUUAAUUGAAUUUCAUCUUCUACCUUUCGACAUCUGAUAAGGGAUGGAUAGGAGUUAUGCAUCAAAUUCUCAAAACUCCCAUGGUCAGUACUAUGAGUAUGGCGAGUGGAUUCUUGUUGUAUAUUGUCACUGUAACCACAAACUGAAGUUACAGACUUCUUGGACUAAAGCGAAUCCUGGGAGACGUUUUUGGCAAUGUCCAAUGUUCAAAAGGGAGGUGUCAUGUGGAUUUAUGCAAUGGUUUGACCAACCAAUGUCUAACAAGCCAAAAAUGAUUAUUCCAGGACUACUGACAAAAAUAAACUGCCAUGAAGAAGAGAUUCAGAAUUUAACUAUGCAGCUUCAAGAAUCUGAGAAGAUGAUGAAAAAUUUGAAACUAGGAAUCUGCACUCCAUGAACAAGACACCAGCUGCACUCUUGUUUAUUGUGGUUGUCAUUUGUAGCGUAUAUCUUACUAAGAAAUUAAGUGGUUUUUAGUUUUUACGGUGAACGUAGAAACUAUACACAUUUGUCGUAGGAAUGAUCUCAUUAAGUAUGGUAAACAUGUAAUGAAUGGAGGAUUAUGGUUGUAAUAUGUAAUGAAUCAUCUUUAGUUAUGAGGAUGCAUCUUUGUAAUGAAAGGAGGAUUAUGGCUGUAUUUUAACAGUAAAAUACAUUGUGUUUAUAUAUUUCCUAGUUUGUAAGUAGCA